This is a messenger RNA of Cuscuta epithymum, 2241 nucleotides long. The record is from the annotation of a GenBank genome assembly. Lineage: Eukaryota; Viridiplantae; Streptophyta; Magnoliopsida; Solanales; Convolvulaceae.
CAUCUCCCCAACCAAACGUCGGCUGUCAUCCGUUACCUCACAUGCCCAACCCAUAGUCCCCUGUUCCAUCGUUUUUGUUUUCUUUAUCAUUUACUCAGGUUAUUAACCGCUGCGGACGUCACUGGCUUGCAUAAAGGCAGACGGCUCAUCGCAUAUUCACAUCCAUCCCUGUCCUGCAACAGCCAAUAUAACAAUCUAUAUCUCUCUGAAACGCUCACUCUCCUCUUCCGAUAGGCUGCCUCGAUCUCCCUCCAGCAGGCUAGCGGCUAAGGUCUACUUGGCUAUCCGGAAAGAAUCCAAACUCAUUCACUCCUUAUGGUCAUUUCAAACUUGUGUUUGUUUCCAGAUCGAAGUGAAAGAUGCCAAAAUGCUAUUGAGGCUGCUUUGAAAAUGGUUCCAUGGGAUCAAUCCAACAAAGUGAUUCACGGUGAUGAAAGUUUGGUGCUUAGUCUGAUUUCCCUUAUUUUUUCAAGAACGAGAAGGGUCGUUGUAUUAGGAGAUAUUCUUGAUGGAAGAAGCGCAGAGAAGGAUGCCGAUGAUGCAUCGUCCACAUUAUUAAUCCGUGAAUUGUUAUAUACUCCGGAUAUUUGAAAUUAUUGUUUUAUUAAAAUUUAAUUACGUGGCUGCAAUUAGUAAUUAUGUGGCUAUGAAUAGAAUUACCCAAUUAUAAUUUAUAACCAUUUUCAUUAAAGGAGGAAGGGGAGGCCUCGUGCCUAGGGUUGGUGCGGCGAUUUUAUCGAUCGUCCGCGUUUUUCCUUCUCGUCGUACGGCAAUAGCGCAUCAAACGGCGGCUGUGGAAGAUCGAAGCUGGAGUUCGGUGACUUGGGAGAACGAUAUGAAGCAGAAUGGCACCAAUGGAGUGGACGCACUUGCCAACGCCUAUGGAAUGUUGGAUCUGGAGGAGGAGGACGAAAUUCUCGUGGUCGCACCAAUGAUUCAGACCUCAGCGAAACUCAAUUGGACUAUGGUGGGGACCAUUACCUCGGAAAAGUCGGUACGUUUUUCCCAAUUUCGAGAUAUUAUGGCGUCCGUGUGGAAACCGAAAAAUGGUGUUUCCAUAACUGAAAUUGGUCCUAGGAGGUAUGUUUUUCAGUUUUAUAAUGAGGAAGAUGUCACUAGGGUUGUGGAGGAAGGUCCGUGGCUUUUUGAUCAAAACUUAAUUGUUAUGAGUAGGCUUAAAGAGGGUGAUAUUCCCAUGUCUGUUCCACUCAAUAAAGCAGAUUUUUGGGUCCAAGUUCAUGAUAUCCCAGUGGGAUAUUUCACUACUGAGAAUGCGGAACGCAUUGGGAAUUUUUUAGGAAUCUUUAUAAAAGUUGAUGAUAAUAACUUUUCUGAGAAUUGGGAAUCCUUUAUGAGGAUUCGCGUUUGUAUUGAUCUGGGGAAACCUCUGAAAAGGAAAUUGGUUUUGCAAAAAGAGGAAGGAGUCACUUUCCGUGUCAGGUUUUGCUAUGAGAAGCUUCCUAGUUUUUGUUUCCUGUGCGGAAUAAUAGGACAUGCGGAAAGCCACUGUCCACAUAAGCAGCGGGGCUACGAAGUCACUGGGGAAAGACCGUUUGGUCCAUGGCUUAGAGCUACAAAAGGGGCAAAGCAAUGGAAGGAGAAUAAAUGGCUUGUUCCAGCAGGGAAAGGAAUCAGUUCUGAUAACAAGGCUACCAGUGCAAACAAAGAGGACGACAUGCGACCAAGUACUGGGGAGGGCGGGCUUUCACCACACGAGAGGGGAUACAUUGAGCAGAAGCGAAGACGUGUGGAGGAUCCAGCAGUGCACUAGAACGGGGAAGAUAUGGAGAUGGUUCAGAACGAAGGAAAAAAUGGGGAGGAGGCGAGCUACAAAUCUGUAGCUCGCCAAGCAAUGCAGUAAGAGACACUGAUCCGCAGCUUCUAAAAUUAAAUAAGGCCGAGGGCCAUGAAGACUUUUUUAUUUCUUGUUGUUUUUCCUUUUAUGGUACUCAUGUUGCUUUUGUUUUCGUUUGGAACUCUAGUGGUAGGUUGGGGUUUACCUUUUAUUUUUUGAUUUGGGAUUCUAAUGUUGGUGGAAGCGAUAAGGCUUAUUCUAAGCUUCGAAACUCUCACAUGGUUCGCGAAUGGUCUCGCUCCUUCGAGGGUGGUCUAUUCUAAGUCUAGCCAGAGAGUGGGAGGGCCUUUAGGCUAUGCGGAGCCUCAAGAGGUUUGAGGAGGUUUGGCGUUACAGGAGAGGUAGUACUUUUAGAAGUCUGAGUGAGGAGUUUGAGCAGUGUAAGG